Messenger RNA from Brugia pahangi, 1221 nucleotides. The record is from the annotation of a GenBank genome assembly. NCBI's taxonomy places the organism in Eukaryota, Metazoa, Nematoda, Chromadorea, Rhabditida, Onchocercidae.
AUGGAUAUUGGCCUUGCUAGGUCGGUGAUUUUUAAAUUUAUAUUCUGGAAAUCAAUAGAUGGUGAUGCUAAAUUGAAUGCUAUUGUUAAGAUUAAAUCAGUUUAUGGCAUUUGUCCAAUUGGUUAUCAAAUUAAGGAUGGCACUUGUGUUGAUAUUAAUGAAUGUGAAUCUAGCCAAGAAAUAUGCCAUAAGCAUUCACACUGCAUUAAUGCUAUUGGUGAUUACAUAUGCGAGCGUAAUUGUCAACCAGGUUUUAAAGUAGAUUCACGAGGUGAUUGCAAGGAUAUUGAUGAGUGUGCACUUGGUAUGCAUAACUGUACAAGCGGUGUCUUAUGUAAGAAUAUACCAGGUGCAUUCUUAUGUGAAGCAUCGCUAUGUGCCGAAGGAUAUAUUCGAGAUUCUAGUGGUCAUUGCAAAGAUGUAAACGAAUGUGAUAAAUUAUUAUGUGGUAAUUUGAAAUGUUUGAAUCAUUUAGGUUCAUAUAAUUGUAUUUGUCCAACAGGUUUUCCAAUUGAUAUUAAUGGUAUUUGUGAAGAAACGAAAGAGAAUUUGGCAAAUGUAAAAUCAAUUAGAUUUGAUGAAAAUUGGAGAACAUGUGCACCAGGUUACUAUCGUAUUGGUGAAACAUGUCAAGAUAUUAAUGAAUGUACAUUCAAUUUGCCAUGCAAUUAUGAAUGUGAAAAUAUUGAAGGCAGUUAUAAAUGUUUAUGUCCAGAAGGUUAUACAAUUGAGCAAAAUAAUUGUACCGAUAUAAAUGAAUGCUUAUCUAAUCCAUGCUUAACUGAUGAAUUAUGUUUUAAUCAAUUAGGAAGUUAUGAAUGCCUUACAACGCCAUGUCCAGUUGAUUAUCAUCUGAAAGAUCAGAAAUGUAUACCGAAUUGUCAAAAUUGUUCUAACUUACCUAUAAUAAUUUACAUGUUAUCACUACCAAAAAUCAUACCAAUAGCUACAUCAUUACUACGUCUAACAGCUUAUGAUCAUCGUUCAAGGGUGCUUCACCGAACGCGUUUCAUUACGAAAUCAGUUUCAAAAUCCACCAAACAUAUUCCAUUUAUUUUUAAAACGAAAAAUGGUCGAGCAACGUUGCAAAAUGUUGAAAGUUCACUUAAAGCAGGAACAUAUAAGCUUGCGAUACGAAGUAUCUCUAAGUUACCUUAUAGAGCGGGCAAAUUAAUUAAUAAUUCAAUUGUUUUUAUUGCUGUAUCGGAAUAUGAUUUUUAA